AUGCUGCUCCGCGGCCACAAAAGCCUCCGCUUCAUCCUUGGCCGAAAACUCUACGCCAGCUACGUCCACCGCAUCCAACUCAUGCGGGGACCCUCGGCCGCAAUGGCACUGGCGGCAUCGGCCACAGCGGGAACAGCGGAAGCAGCCGGAUCGGGCCCUCAUGCCGGAUCGGCGCUCGAGUUGUUGCGUGCUGGGUACCCUAACAGUUUUGACUACGCCAUGAUCUGCCACGGCGCCAUCUUUCUGCUCAAUUUGAAGAUCCAGCUAGUUGAGGAGUACCUUGAGCGCGGUCUGGUCAUGACCAACGACGCGUACUACAUCCUUCAGGUUUUAAAACACCAACUAACCGCUGUUGCCAAAGUGCAGCCUCACCUUUUUUAA
This is a messenger RNA of Gregarina niphandrodes, 381 nucleotides long. RefSeq lists its product as hypothetical. The coding region runs from base 1 to 381 and encodes 126 amino acids. The record is from RefSeq and is a predicted model, not a curated record. Lineage: Eukaryota; Apicomplexa; Conoidasida; Eugregarinorida; Gregarinidae. The transcript has a single exon.